CGCUGGUUCCAGCCCUGGCACUCGCUGUCCUCCUCUGACGGGAAGGUCGUGGCCUGUGGCCCUGCGGCCAACUGUGCCGAGUGGAGCUCCAGCGUCCUCCCACUACCCCAUGGCCUCGCUUUACGUGGGAGACCUCCACCCCGACGUGACCGAGGCGAUGCUCUACGAGAAGUUUAGCCCCGCCGGGCCCAUCCUCUCCAUCCGGGUCUGCAGGGACAUGAUCACUUGCCACUCCUUGGGCUACGCGUAUGUGAACUUCCAGCAGCAGGCGGACGCGGAGCGUGCUGUGAACACCAUGAAUUUUGAUGUUAUAAAGGGCAAGCCAGUACGUAUCCUGUGGUCUCAGCAUGAUCCAUCGCUUCGAAAAAGUGGAGAGGGCUUCAUAUUCAUUAAAAAUCUGGACAGAUCCAUUGAUAAUAAAGCAUUGUAUGAUACAUUUUCUGCUUUUGGUAACAUCUUUUCAUGUAAGGUGGUUUGUGAUGAAAAUGGUUCCAAGGACUAUGGAUUUGUACACUUUGAGGCACAGGAAGCAGCUGAAAGAGCCAUUGAAAAAAUGAAUGGAAUCCUCCUAAAUGAUCGCAAAGUAUGUAUUGGAAGAUUUAAGUCUCUUAAAGAACGAGAAGCUGAACUUGGAGCUGUGGCAAAAAAGUUCACCAAUGUUUAUAUCAAGAAUUUUGGAGAAGACAUGGAUGAUGAGCGCCUUAAGGAACUCUUUGGCAAGUUUGGGCCUCCCUUAAGUGUGAAAGUAAUGACUGAUGAAAGUGGAAAAUCCAAAGGAAUUGGAUUUGUAAGCUUUGAAAGGCAUGAGGAUGCACAGAAAGCUGUGGAUGAGAUGAAUGGAAAGGACCUCAAUGGAAAACAAAUUUACGUUGGUCGAGCUCAGAAAAAAGUGGAACGGCAGAUGGAACUUAAGUGCAAAUUUGAACAGGUGAAGCAAGAUAAGAUCACUAGAUACCACGGUGUUAAUCUUUAUGUGGAAAAUCUUGAUGAUGGUAUUGAUGAUGAACGUCUCCAGAAAGUGUUUUCUCCAUUUGGUACAAUUACUAGUGCAAAGGUUAUGAUGGAGAGUGGUCUCAGCAAAGGGGUUGGUUUUGUUUGUUUCUCCUCACCAGAAGCAGCCACUAAAGCAGUUACAGAAAUGAAUGGUAGAAUUGUGGCCACGAAGCCAUUGUAUGUAACUUUAGCUCAGCGCAAAGGAUUGCGCCAGGCUCACCUCACUAACCAGUAUAUGCAGAGAAUGGCAAGUUUACAAGCUGUGCCCAACCCUGUAAACAACCCCUACCAGCCAGCACCACUUUCAGGUUACUUCAUGGCCGCUAUUCCACAGACUCAGAACCGUGCUGCAUACUCUCCUCCUAGCCAAAUUGCUCAACUAAGACCAAGUCCACACUGGACUGCUCAGGGUGCCAGACCUCAUCCAUUCCAAAAUAUGCCAGGUGCUAUCGGCCCAGCUGCUUCUAGACCACCAUUUAGUACUAUGACACCAGCUUCUUCACAGGUUCCACAAGUCAUGUCAGCACAGUAUGUUGCUAACACAUCAACACGGACAAUGGGUCCAUGUCCUGCAGCUGCAGCUGCAGCUGCUGCAGCUACUUCUGGAGUUCGCAAUCCUCAGCAACAUCUUCAUGCACAGUUACAGUUUACAAUGCAGCAGCCUGCUGUUCAUGUACAAGGUCAGGAACCUUUGAUUGCUUCCAUGUUGGCAUUUGCCCCCCCUCAAGAGCAAAAGCAAAUGUUGGGUGAACGGCUGUUUCCUCUUGUUCAAGCCAUACACCCUACUCUUGCUGGUAAAAUCACUGGCAUGUUGUCAGAGACUGGUUCAGAACUUCUUCCUAUGUUCGAGUCUCCAGAGUCACUGUUUAAGGUUGAUGAAGCUCUAGCUGUACUACAAGCCCACCAAGCUAAAGAGACUGCCCAGAACGCAGUUAACAGUGCCACCACUGUUCGAACUGUUUAAAAUUGAUCAGGGACCAUGAAAAGAGACUUGUGCUUCACUGAAGAAAAAUAUCUAAACAUUAAAAAAUGUAAAUAUUAUGGAAAAAAUUGCAAAUAAAUAAAGGAAACUUUGAACCUUAUGUACCUAGCAAAUAUCAGGUCUAGCAAACACAAUGCUAGUCCUAGAUUACUUAUUGAUUUAAACACA
Cebus imitator (Panamanian white-faced capuchin) is the source of this 2143-nucleotide messenger RNA. RefSeq names its product polyadenylate-binding protein 1-like. NCBI's taxonomy places the organism in Eukaryota, Metazoa, Chordata, Mammalia, Primates, Cebidae. Gene Ontology annotation, cellular component: nucleus; cytosol; ribonucleoprotein complex. Gene Ontology annotation, molecular function: mRNA 3'-UTR binding; poly(A) binding; poly(U) RNA binding. The record is from RefSeq and is a predicted model, not a curated record.